This is a messenger RNA of Pelagomonas calceolata, 1008 nucleotides long. The record is from the annotation of a GenBank genome assembly. NCBI's taxonomy places the organism in Eukaryota, Pelagophyceae, Pelagomonadales, Pelagomonadaceae.
UCACAUUGGCUAUUACUCCGCGUUGCUGCCGCUGCGACACUGUGCGUGCUCCAAACGUCAUCUCUUAGUGCGUCGAGGACGCAAAAACCGAAGCGCUACAGCCCCUGUGGACAAAAGCGCAUUGUCGCCAGCCGCAGCGCCGGCACCGCAUCGCUGCGCGCCCUUGUGACAGAAGUGCAAUCCAUCGAGCAACAAGAGCAAGAAAUGGACCGCUUCGCCGGCACGAGAAGAGGCGACGAGAGCAGCGACGAGUCCGACGAAGACGCCGAGGACGCGCUGGAACGGCGAGCGCUGGCCGAAGCGAGAUUGGCACGAGCCGCAAAGCCGGAACGGAGAGCCGCCUCGAAGGCGAAACGAGCUUUUAGUGAUCGGCCCGGCCUGGAACGGUGUCGUAUUAUUCCGGAAGACGCCCCAUUUGUUGAAACACUAAUCUUAACCGCAAGCCAACCAUUGAUCGCCCCAUCAGAUAAUGACGAUUUGAAGAGAGAAGUAGGCUUCUACGACCUCGCCCUGACACUCGCGAGGGAAGGCCGCAACAAGCUCACGGAGCUCGGAGAACCGGUAAGACGCCCGAAGGACUUCUUCUGCGAAAUGGUCAAGAGCGACCAGCACAUGGCGCGCGUCAAAGAGUCGUUAGUGGUGCAACAAAAAAAGAUCACAGCUGUGGAAAAACGAAAAGCCGAAAAAGCUCAGAAAAAAUACGCGAAGCAAGUGCAGGCCGAGGCCGAGGCCGAGAAGUCGGAAAGGAAGAAGAAGCGGCUGCGGGAAAUUGAUGAGUGGCGCAAGGAGUCCCAGAAGCGGGGCCGCGACUUGGACGAACGACCGCGCAAAUUUUCUCGUACCCAAAAAACGAAGGACAAGAAGUGGGGUUUUGGGGGUGUGAAACGCGGCUCGAAGAAGACUACCGAUCGGAGGGACAAGUCGCUGUCGGACCUGAAGGACUUCAACCCGUCGCGCGGGAAAACAAAGUUCAAGAAGAAGGGUAAAGGGGGCAAGGGGCGGCGGUAA